Messenger RNA from Penicillium robsamsonii, 978 nucleotides. Its product is annotated as Saf4/Yju2 family protein. Lineage: Eukaryota; Fungi; Ascomycota; Eurotiomycetes; Eurotiales; Aspergillaceae. The coding region runs from base 1 to 978 and encodes 325 amino acids. The transcript has 5 exons. Gene Ontology annotation, biological process: mRNA splicing, via spliceosome. Gene Ontology annotation, cellular component: post-mRNA release spliceosomal complex; U2-type spliceosomal complex. The record is from RefSeq and is a predicted model, not a curated record.
AUGCAGGGCUUCAACAUGGGACGAUAUGUCCCGCCAGAUCAAGAAGGAGUGACAACGGGAAACAAACUCGCAGGGAAGCACGCUCUCGGCGCGCGCGCGCCACCUGCACACAACUGGCGCAUUAAUCGCGUGCGCUUCAACGCCGAGAAGAAAAAAGUCGGCAACUACUACUCGACACCGAUUUACAGUUUCCGCAUGAAACACACCGUCUGCGGCGGAACGAUCGAAAUCAGAACCGACCCCCAGAACACUGCGUAUGUUGUUACAGAAGGCGGGCGCAAACGAGACACCGGCGAAGAUAAAGAACUGCAGCCCGGCGAAAUUGCCAUCAAACCGUACGCGCGAGAGAUGGAUCCCGCGGAGAAGGAUCCGUUUUCGAAGAUCGAGGGGAAGAUUGAGGACAAGCUUCGUGCAAAGACGGAGGCGACUCGAAUUCUUGAGCUUCAGGAACGGCAGAAUCGUGAUUGGGAGGAUCCGUAUGAGAAGUCUAUGCGGUUGCGGAGGACCUUUCGGCAGGAGAGAAAAGGACUUGAAAAGGCUGCGGUGAAGAGUGAGGCCCUCAAGGAUAAAAUGAGUCUUGGGAUUGAGCUGUUGGAUGAGACGGAGGGGGAUCGGCAGAGAGCGCGCAUGGUGGAGUUCGGGGAGAACCCGGCUGAUGUUGCCUCGCAUGCGUCCCGCGUGACUCACCGGGAGAGAAAAAAAUCUCGUUCUUCGAAGCGGCCUCGGAAGGAUGAUCUGGUUGCGACGCGGAAAGAUUCUCUCCGCCGUGAGCUGGCUGGGAAUACUCGUGCUAUUAUUGAUCCGUUCUUGGUUGAUGAUGCAGUGAAUGCAUGGCAACCUAGUAUCAAGAAGAGGAAAACCGUCGCCGCUUCGGCUCCAUCCCUCCGUCAAGAUCCCAGUAGCACCGAACUUGCUUCCUCUGCCGUGACACCAACACCACCAGCAGCACUGGUCAGCUACCCUUCCGACUCGGAGUGA